Messenger RNA from Theobroma cacao (cacao), 1261 nucleotides. Its product is annotated as clathrin light chain 2-like. Gene Ontology annotation, biological process: clathrin-dependent endocytosis; intracellular protein transport. The record is from RefSeq and is a predicted model, not a curated record. NCBI's taxonomy places the organism in Eukaryota, Viridiplantae, Streptophyta, Magnoliopsida, Malvales, Malvaceae. Gene Ontology annotation, molecular function: clathrin heavy chain binding; structural molecule activity. Gene Ontology annotation, cellular component: plasma membrane; clathrin coat of coated pit; clathrin coat of trans-Golgi network vesicle.
CUAAGAUUCUGUUCUGUGCAAUCGCUCAUGGUUUUUAACUGAAGAAAAAUAUACAGAGAAAGAGAGAGAGAGAGGUUUACUGAAACCGCAGCCAUCGGUUAGGGUCGGGGGAGAGAAAAAGGCAUUUGAAAUCGAUGUCGUCUCGUCCAUUCGACGACGAUGGCUACAUAGGCUACGACCCUCGCCUCGCUUCCCAGCGAUUCGAGUCGUACUCAAACUUCGAAACCGACUCGGUCAAGGACUCGGUUGCUGAUUCCCCUCCGAUGUUCAACAAUCAAUCAUACGGUACUGGAGAUGACGUCUUCGUAUCUCAACCGAUGCCGGAAACACCUUCUCCACCGCCGAUCUACGGUAGUGGUGGCGGAUACUCUGCUUUCUCAUCGGAGCAGAACGGGAAGGGAUUCAACGGAGAGUUUGGAGGACUGGAUGGUCCGAUCCUGCCUCCACCUGCAGAUAUGGAGGCAGAGGAAGGCUUUGCUUUGAGAGAGUGGCGCAGACAGAACGCGAUGCAGCUAGAGGAGAAGGAGAAGAAAGAGAAGGAGAUGUUGGAGCAAAUCAUAAAGGAAGCAGACGAGUACAAAGUUGAAUUCUAUAGGAAGAGAAGCACUGCUGUUGAAAAUAACAAAGCCUCCAACAGGGAGAAGGAGAAGUUAUUCUUGGCAAGCCGGGAGAAGUUCCAUGCUGAAGCUGAGAAAAACUACUGGAAGGCAAUUGCAGAACUUAUCCCACAUGAGGUGCCAGCUAUAGAGAAGAGGGGGAAGAAAGAUAAAGAGAAGAAACCUUCCAUUGUUGUGAUCCAGGGACCUAAACCUGGGAAGCCAACUGAUCUCUCAAGAAUGCGUCAGAUACUUGUCAAGUUAAAGCACAAUCCCCCUCCCCACAUGAAGCCCAAACCGCCACCACCAGCAGAAGCCAAGAAAGAUGCUAAAACCGGUACUCCUGCUCCCCCUGUGGCCCCUGGUGCUGGUCCCAGUGCUGCUCCCCCCAAGACAGCAGCUGCAACUACUCCCAAGACCGUUGCUGCUGCUUGAGAAUGAAGCUGCUGAGUAUCCAUGUCACAAGUAAAUUAGUGUGAUUAAACUACUUUUUUGUAUAAUCCUCUACUUUCUGUUCGAAGGUUCUUCUGGUUGCCGGUGUUCUGUGUUGGUUUGUCUUUAUGAAUCAAAACCUCUUUGUUUUUGGGCCCUGGAGAUAUAUCUUGUCUAAGUUAUCCCCUUGCCUUAGGCCUUCUUCUUGUCUAGUCUAGGUUCAUAUUGGUUUA